AUGAGGGCCCUUUUGACCUGGUGCGUGUGUGCUAAGUCGCUUCAGCUGUGUCUGACUCUUUGUGACCCUGUGGACCGCAGCCCGCCUGGCUCCUCCAUCUAUGGGAUUCUCCAGGCAAGAAUACUGGAGUGGGUUGCCUUGCCCCUCCUUCAGGGGAUCUUCCCUGACCCAGGGAUCAAACCUGCGUCUCUGAAGUCUCAUGCAUUGCCAGGCAGGCUAUUCACCACGAGCAUCACCUGGGAAGACCCCCUCAUGACACUGUCUAAACUUAAUUACAUCCCAAAGGCUCCACCCGCAAAUAGCACUACCUUGUGGGUUAGGGCUUCAAGAUAUGAAUUUGGGGAGCGGGGGACACAAAUAUUCAUUCAUAGCAGCUGCUGGGAAAUGGAUUUUGCUGAGACCAGUGGCCUGGGUAGGGUGUGCUCAUGGAAGAAGAGAAAGCAGAGAGCAUUUGUGAAGAUUGGGAGCCCCUCGAUGCUGACCCUUCAGUCCAUUCCCCCAUCUCACAGUCCUGUCCCCACCCAUGGGGAGACGUGCCUGGGCACCUCAGAACUCAGGAGGUAG
Messenger RNA from Rangifer tarandus platyrhynchus (Svalbard reindeer), 564 nucleotides. The record is from the annotation of a GenBank genome assembly. NCBI's taxonomy places the organism in Eukaryota, Metazoa, Chordata, Mammalia, Artiodactyla, Cervidae.